AUGAACAAGAAUCUUUUACUGUUGUGCUGCUGUGCCGUGUGGACCAUCACAAAUGCUGCCCCACUGCCGGAAGAACUGCCCAACGGGGUGCAAUCCGUAGUGCCGGCACAAAACGCUCCCGUGGUUGUCCUAGAAACCGAUGAAACUGCAGCCGAAGGCAAUGAUCUGGCAGUGGCAGAAGCGGCCCACUAUGGCUACGGUGGUUUUGGUCACGGUGGAGGUUUCGGAGGUGGAUUUGGCCACGGUGGUGGCUUCGGUGGUGGCUUUGGAUUCCGCAAGUUCGGCGGCUUCGGUGGCGGAGGCUUCGGACAUCACGGGUUCGGCGGUGGAUUCCCCGGCCAUGGGUUCGGUGGGUUCGGGGGCGGCGGUGGAGGUUUCAUCGUUGGCGGAGGUUUCAUCAAGGGGGGCGGAUUCUACGGCAAGAAAUGA
Molecule: messenger RNA, 429 nt
Organism: Anopheles marshallii
Lineage: Eukaryota; Metazoa; Arthropoda; Insecta; Diptera; Culicidae
Exons: 2
Coding region: 1-429 (142 amino acids)
Source: RefSeq, a predicted model, not a curated record